ACUAUGUUGCGGUCGGGCAGUUGACGCUGGAGGCGGAGGCGUGUGAAGCGGAGUUCACUGGAUUGGCCAGUGACACCACACAUAGAGUCACUUUACAGCUACGCGCACUUGGUAUCGAUGAGCCCCUUGAAAGCGAGCCGAUAGAGACCAAACCCUCCCUGCUGCCCGACGCUCCCCUGAUUAGUGUAGCUAUUCGCAAUGCAGACGAACGACGACAAUUAGACGAGCAAGCUUGUGCUCUUUUCAACAAACGAGACAAGUUUCUCCGAAUGAUUCACUUCGUGCAAAAAAUGGCCUUAAAUGGAAAAUUUCUCACCUCCAAGUCGGAAGAAGUCGAGUUGAUUCGUCUCGGCUCUACACUAGCCGAAGUGGACUCGCAGUUGUCGGAAACUGUGGCGAAAGUGGCACGACUCACAGGCCGAGUGGAAGUAAUGCUCUCGUGGCAGGGUGGCUCCGACACUCAAGAUUUCUCGCCGAGAACCAAGAACCGAAAGCCGAGUUGUCUGCCAGUCCUCGGUGAAGCAAAAACAGAACAGAGAAUGGAAGUGACUGGCUACAAAGUGUUCUUAAAUGGCCGCCAGUAUGGACUAACUGUGAACUCCGACGUAAAGAAUAUGGUGCUCAGGAUGAACGUGGAAAAACAGCUGCACAAGAUCAGUCUAAUGGCUCUGUCUGCUUUCUCUUCUGAUGGGGGAGGGGGGACACAAUCCCAAAAGCACAGACAUACCCCCUCCUCUCCAUCUCAGCCCGGCGACCAUUCCCGCUCAUCUCCUUCGCGGAGCGUGAAACAAGAGCGUAGUGGGAGUGCAGAGGGUGAAAGGGGCGCGGAGUCUAAUAUUGUGCUGGUGCCGACGGAUACUUUCAAACCCCUUAGUCUGUUCUGCUUCAUGAAAGCCCACUCCAAAAACACAAGAUGGCCACAGACUGGCUGUUGUGUGCUGACUGACUCCCUGCCCUAUGAGAGACACCAGCUGCCAGUCCAAAUGGGGGGAUUAGGAGGGGGUCAUUACAGGGGGGCAGAUGGCACUGCUCACAGCUGGAGUGGGGGCGCAGCCACGUCGGGUAGACUGAUCUCGCCCGGCUGUCUGAGGAAGGUGACGCCCUGUCCCUCGGUGGAUGUGUUCAACAUCCUCACCAGACACUGGCAGCCCCUCUUCCCCAUCAACAGCACUACUUCCAACAACCCCACCACCCCUACACCUACCCAAACAUACACUGUCCUAUUGUUCUGGACAUCCUGGUGUGCUUCCUCCCACCGUCUGCUGAAGUUCCUGUUGGGACAUGGGAGAGACAACCCCCACUUGAACUUCAUCACCUGCUGUGUGGGCAGUGGGGAGUCCUCACACGAACACUACACAGAUGUGUACGAGACCCUGGCUACCUACCCGGACAGUUUCAUGGACAAUGUCAUUCACACCUGUGGCUGUAUGCGAGUGGGUGGGGGACUGCAGCAGGGCCAUGGGCAGGGGGGUGUAGGGAACAGUAAUAUCAAUCAGCAGGAGCAGAAUAGACCUUUAAAGAGGAGACCCCAGAGCAGUCGCAGUUCCCUGAGGGGUUCCAGGCUGCACCAGAACAACGCUUACUACUCCUCCCCCGCAGAGCUGUUUGGGGUGCAGGGAGUGCCGAUGAUGUUCAUAAUAACUGGGAGUGGACUGAUUGCAUGGCAGGCCAGAUUCGCCGCCUACUCCCAGUCACACUUGGACGAGUUCCUCAAAGAGGCCAUGAUUGAGCUGGACAAAAACGAGGCGUCUCUCACCGUCGGCCGAGUACCCAACACGACACUCUACUCGUCCGCCGAGAACCACAAGCACAGUAUCCUCAACCUCAGCAAUGCCCCCCACCACAUACCAUCACCCUACUACCCUAGCAAGAGAGCAUCCUCGUUUAAACUUCGUCGCAAUGGAAACGGGACAAUAAGUGUGCGAAGCGGCAGCUGUAGUAAAAGUUACAACAUGGGAAGUGCACUCAGCAGAAAACUCACGAAGCCUAACACUCGGCGAAGUCUGUCUAACGUGUCCUACAGGAGAUCAGCCUAUCACAAUCUAUGAAAAACUCCGACUUCGCUCUUGGCUCCGAAGACUCCCUCCUGAUUGCAUGAAACCAUUUAACAGCAGCAGAGAGCCAGGAUGAGACUUGUUUUCAGAUUAAACAUUUAAAACUGGUCAUCACAGGAACUGUGGGAUUUAUUCAAUUGACUAACACAUAAAUACUAACCAUAAUAGGACAGCUUCCAAAUUAAAAACUAAAUCUUUUCGUUGAACUUUGUUUUCAAGUUCAUUUCA
Molecule: messenger RNA, 2282 nt
Organism: Symsagittifera roscoffensis
Lineage: Eukaryota; Metazoa; Xenacoelomorpha; Acoela; Convolutidae
Exons: 10
Coding region: 270-2048 (592 amino acids)
Source: RefSeq, a predicted model, not a curated record